This is a messenger RNA of Triplophysa dalaica, 1182 nucleotides long. RefSeq names its product ribosomal RNA processing 15 homolog (gene rrp15). The transcript has 5 exons. The record is from RefSeq and is a predicted model, not a curated record. The coding region runs from base 32 to 880 and encodes 282 amino acids. Gene Ontology annotation, biological process: maturation of 5.8S rRNA; maturation of LSU-rRNA. Gene Ontology annotation, cellular component: preribosome, large subunit precursor. Lineage: Eukaryota; Metazoa; Chordata; Actinopteri; Cypriniformes; Nemacheilidae.
GUUUUAAUGAUACACGUAAAUAUCAGUGAAGAUGGCGGCAUGCUUGAAGAAGCCACAUGUCAUUGUUGAAGAUGCAAAUGGGGAAGUUUCUGAUAAUAGCAUUUGCAUAGAUGAGGAGGAUGAGGCAUCAGGAAGUGAAAACCAGGAUGCGGAUGAAGAGGAUGAGGAGUCCUCAGAUAUGGGGAGUGAUGGAGAUGAAGAGGACCAGAAGGGAUCAGAUAUAGGGAGUGAUGGAGAUGAAGAGAACCAGAAGGCAUCAGAUAUGGGAAGCGAUAAAGAUGAAGAGGAUCCCAAUCCCAAUGCCGGCUGGGCUGAGGCUAUGGCAAAAAUCCUGGGGAAGAAAGUACCAGAAAGUAAACCCAUCAUUCUUGUUAAGAACAAAGAGCUGGACAAGAUCAAGGAGAAGGAGAAGAAAGAGCGUCUUGAAAAAAAGAAGCAGUUUGAUAAGAAACGAACAUGGGAGAAUAUGUGCCGCGAGAAGCCUGAUGUCGUAAGAGACAAAGACCAUGAGAGGAAUCUACAGAGAAUUGCAACUAGGGGUGUAGUGCAGUUGUUCAAUGCUGUGAAGAAACAUCAGAAAAAUGUGGAUGACAAGAUGAAGGAUGUUGGGGGUUCAGUGAGAAAGAAAGCCAAAAUCCUCUCCUCUGUGUCUAAGAAAGACUUUAUUGAUGUCCUUCGAGCAGCAGAUGGUGUUCACACACCUGCCAUCAAGAAAGAUGCGGUAAAAUAUCCUGUAGAAGUGAAGGAGGAGCAUCCAUCGUGGAGUGUGCUGAGAGAUGAUUUUAUGAUGGGCGCCUCUAUGAAGGACUGGGAUAAGGAGAGUGAUGAAGGUGGAGGUGAACAGGAGCCAGCUGAGGACCACAGCAGUGAUUCUGAGUGAUCCCAUCACUGAUGCCCAUCUGCAUCAUAAGUUAUAUACACACAUAUGUGUAAUGACAGAAAACUGCCCCUGUUAAAUGCUAAAACUCUACAUUACCCAGAAUUCUGUACGGGCAGAUCAUAUGGCUGAGUUUGAAAUGGGGAAAGACACUGGUUUGAGACAUUGCCCUAAUCUGGAUAUUGUGACAAAGACUGUUUAUACAAAUGCUGUUCUGUAUAUAGUCAUUUAUAUCACUGUUCUCCGAAAUUUGAAAUGGGUGCUUGUGGUAUCUUUUCUAAAAAUAAAAACACUGCUUACUUGUA